Molecule: messenger RNA, 402 nt
Organism: Exophiala aquamarina CBS 119918
Lineage: Eukaryota; Fungi; Ascomycota; Eurotiomycetes; Chaetothyriales; Herpotrichiellaceae
Product: hit family protein 1
Exons: 3
Coding region: 1-402 (133 amino acids)
Biological process (GO): nucleotide metabolic process
Molecular function (GO): catalytic activity
Source: RefSeq, a predicted model, not a curated record
AUGGCAGCGUGCAUCUUCUGCAAAAUCGUCAAAGGUGACAUCCCCUCCUUCAAGCUCUUCGAGUCCGACAAAGUCCUCGCCUUCCUCGACAUCCAGCCUCUGAGUAAAGGCCAUGCUCUCGUGAUCCCGAAACACCACGGCGCGAAACUGACCGACAUCCCGGACGACGCGCUGACGGAGAUCCUGCCGGUGGUGAAGAAACUCGCGGCCGCCAGCGGCGCCGAGGACUACAACGUUCUGCAGAACAAUGGGCGCAUCGCGCAUCAGGAGGUCGACCACGUGCAUUUCCACAUGAUUCCCAAACCGAAUGAGACCGAGGGCUUGGGUGUCGGGUGGCCGGCGGGCAAGACGGAUUUCGAGGCGCUCAAACAGUUGCAUGCCGAUCUGAAGGCGAAAUUUUGA